CUCCCUGAAAACCACAUGCGUUUCCCCCGCUCUGCUCUCUCCGGUGCCAAGGCGGAGAGAUGCGCACACUGAGGACACCGCAGCACCGAAAUGCGCACAGCUCCGAGCCGAACCCGGCUUUAGCUUCACCUCCCGACACCCCUGACCCAUCUCUCAAAAACAAUGGCUUACAGGGAAUAUGGCUAACUUUGACACACUUUCCAUGUCACGGAACUGCCCUGCGUUGUCCGGAGAGCUAUGCGGCUCCGAACGGCUGAAUUGAGAGCACAAUAACACAGAGACUUGAGACCCGAUUCUAGUCAUUUCUAUCCCGGGCUCCUCUCCCACGUUGGUUUUGAGAGAUGAUCACGGAGCUGGUGUGCACCGCCGUGGCUGUGGGUCUCUAUCUGAACACGCUGGACGCAGAUUUCUGCUACGAUGACAGCCGAGCCAUCAAGACCAACCAGGACCUUCUUCCUGAGACUCCGUGGACCAACAUCUUGUUUGACGACUUCUGGGGCACCCUGCUCACGCACAGUGGCAGCCACAAGUCCUACCGCCCGCUCUGCACCCUCUCCUUCCGCCUCAACUACACCCUGCAUGCCCUGCGUCCCUGGGGCUACCACCUGCUGAACGUUGUGCUGCACGGGCUUGUCACCGCCCUCUUCACGGCCUUCAGUCGCCCACUUCUGGGUGGAGGUCUUUGGAGCGUUCUGGCUGGCCUUCUUUUUGCUUCUCACCCUGUUCACACUGAAGCAGUGGCUGGUGUGGUUGGGAGGGCGGACGUUGGUGCUGCUUUGUUUUUUUUGCUGUCUCUUCUCUGUUAUAUGAGACACUGUGGACUUCGUAGGGACCCACGUGGGACUUUUCAGGCCGGGCGAUUUGGUGGCAGCUCGGUCACCCGGUGCUGGGGCUGGAUGCUGGGCUGCCUGUGGUGUGCAGCAGCCAGUAUGCUGUGGAAGGAGCAGGGGGUGACGGUGCUGGCAGUGUCGGCUGUCUACGACCUUUUCGUGUUCCAGAGACUCCGGUUUCGCCAGGCGCUUCUUCUCCUGCUUGGAAAGAAAAAAAACAUCAGUGUUUUGCUGAGUCUCGCCGUGCUGGCUUCCUGGGGAGUGAUUCUGCUGUCAGCUCGCCUCUACUGGAUGGGCAAUAAGCCUCCAAACUUCUCCAACUCUGACAACCCUGCAGCUGACUCGCCACAUUUUCUCACUCGAACACUAACGUUCCUCCACUUGCCAGUCGCCAACGCCUGGCUGCUGCUCUGCCCCGACAAACUCAGUUUUGAUUGGUCGAUGGACGCUGUGCCCUUGGUCAGGUCCUUGGCUGACUGGAGGAACCUUCACACUGUUGCCUUUUAUGGAGGAUUUAUCCUCCUGGGUUUGUUUGGCCUUCGUGGCCCCACCUCUAAAGCCAUGGAAACCAAUGGAAAAGCCUGUGUCACUUAUGGAAAAUCAAUCACCAACGGGAAUGGUUACCAUGCCCCUGACGCAAACCAUAACACAGACCAGGGGCCAGCAAAGACCACCCUGAACGGGUUAGCUGGACUCCACCACUGCCCUUCACGGACGCCCCUGCCCCCUACUGAACACCUAGUACUAUUUUCGUUAGGCAUCCUCACAUUGCCUUUCAUUCCAGCCACAAACCUAUUCUUUUAUGUAGGUUUUGUGAUUGCAGAGAGGGUCCUAUACAUCCCCAGUAUAGGCUUUUGUUUACUGGUUGCUGCUGGGGCAAGAACCUUGUACAUCAGACAGAGGACUAGAGGCUGCAGGGCCUUACUGUUGUGUCUCUGUACAGGACUAGUGCUGCUGAAUGGAAUCAGAACUGUUCAAAGAAACAGUGACUGGAGCAAUGAGGAGAAUCUCUACAAGUCUGGGAUUAGUGUGAAUCCUGCUAAAGCCUGGGGAAACUUGGGGAACGUACUAAAGAACCAGGGCAAGAUGGCAGAAGCGGAGAAGGCAUAUAGAAAUGCUCUGCACCACCGAGGGAACAUGGCUGACAUGCUGUAUAACCUUGGCUUGUUGCUGCAGGAAAACGAGAACUUUUCGGAGGCGCUGCAUUAUUACAAACUGGCCAUUGGGAGUCGGCCAACACUGGCAUCGGCCUACUUGAACACAGGAAUCAUCCUGAUGAACCAGGGCAACCUAGAAGAGGCCAAACGCACCUUUCUGACUUGUGCCGACAUUCCAGAUGAGAACUUAAAGGACCCCCACGCCCACAAGAGCUCUGUCACCAGCUGCCUGUACAACCUGGGAAAACUGCUCCAUGAACAGGGCCAGCAGGAGGAGGCCCUGUCUGUUUAUAAGGAAGCGGUCCAGAAAAUGCCCAGGCAGUUUGCACCACACAGCCUUUUCAACAUGAUGGGAGAGGCCUACAUGAGGCUGAACAAGCUGGAGGAAGCAGGCCACUGGUACAGAGAGUCUCUCAGGGCCAAGCCUGACCAUAUCCCUGCCCACCUCACUUAUGGCAAACACCUGUCCAUCAUUGGGCAGAAGACAGAAGCAGAGAAGUACUAUCUGAGAGCCAUUCAACUAGACCCGAAAAAAGGAAAUUGCUACAUGCACUAUGGUCAGUUUCUGCUGGAGCAGUCUCGUCUGGGCGAGGCGGCGGAGAUGGCGGAGAGAGCCGCAGAGCUAGACAGCUCAGAGUUUGAUGUGGUCUUCAGCGCUGCUCACAUGCUCAGACAGGCCAGUCUUAAUGAGGCAGCGGAGAGACAGUAUGAGCGUGCAGCGAGUCUCAGACCAGAUUACCCUGCUGCUCUGAUGAACCUUGGUGCCAUUCUUCACCUGAAUGGGAAACUUCCCGAAGCAGAGGCCAACUACCUGCGUGCACUCCAGCUCAAACCUGAUGAUGUCAUUACCCAGUCCAACCUGCGCAAGCUGUGGAACAUCAUGGAGAGGCAGGGACUCAGGACUAAAGCGUGGGCUCGGGAUGCAGAAUAGCGACCUUUGAACUGGGAGAGUUGCUGCACUGUUCCCUUCAUGAUGACGCCGAGUGUCCUCCAGAGUGGGAAGCAGGACAGGAUAUGCCAGAGCUGGAGGCUAAAAGUCCUCUCUACGAGACGGGCGAGACUAAUUCUUUAGAGUUGUGGCCUGAGUUUAAGGCUUCGCAUGUUUGCAAUUCAAGGGUGUAGGAGGUCAACCAGAUAACACCUCACAACCAGUGUUGUCUGGUGACACAAACAACUUUAUUAUUACAUUUUACAAAGCAAUACUCAGUUGUUAAAUGAUGCACUGAAAUCAUGGGUAAAUAACGGCAAAGUCCAAACAAAAACCUCUUGAGAACAAAGGCUUCAAAAUCAGAUUAAUAUUGAAAUAUCGUUAAAAACGUGAAUAACGAUGCAGCACGUAUUUGAAUAAUCACUUAUGCAGAAAGGUUGUCAGCACUGAUAGGUUAAUGAUGCCAGCUGGUUUGUGUUAAAGGGGAAUGCCACCAAUUUUACAAAUCAAAGUGUGUUCACAGGUUUCGGGGUUACUACUGCAUUUGUAGAAAAGACAGUUGUAUUAAAAAAAAAGGUUUGUGGCUGCAGAGGGAGCUGAGCAAUGUCUAGUCUAUACCAACAACCUUCCACUUCUGUGGUUAGUCUGUUGCCGAUGGAAAUUCACCUGGAUUUCACUCAUUUAGGCCGGCUAUCCGGGCUUUCUUUGUUUUGGCAUUUAAAAUUCUGGUCGAUUUUUGAGGCUUAUGGUUAAGCUUUUCUCAGAUCUCUGCAGGGUAAAUCCAGACAUCUAGCAGGACUAUCUGUCCAAUCUGAGUUUUCUGUUGCACGACUAAAACAACCUUUGUGCGUACACGUGUUCCAUCAAAACAAGUUUCUACCCGAGGCUAAUUUGCAGAGGCGUUCCAUGGCGCCACCCAAGAUGAUUGUGAUUGGUUUAAAGAAAUGCCAAAUAAACCAGAGCAUGUUUUUCUCCCAUCCCAGAAUGCUGUGUGGACUAGCCAGACCCUCCUCCGCAGCGCUGUGGAGGAAGGUCUGACAAUGCUGGACUAAGUAACGUCUGAUAAAUUGCCUCAAGUGAUGUCACUCGAGUCAUCGUCAGUUAGAACUACAAGUUUCAAAAUGCUAAAGAAUCAUGCAGUUAGAAAGAAGUCAUCUUACCAGAUCUCUGUGGCCUGCUCCUAAUCCCGGCUUGAGGCUAGCUGAUUCACGGACAACGAACCCAAAUCUUUGUCUGAACUGUCAGCGGUCCAGUUGCAGUGUGGGUACCAGUUUUUGACACAAAAGAAGAACGUGCGCCAUUAUAAAAGACAAUAUCUCUGUUUCUGCUGCAUCGAUUUAAAUCUUGUAAUAACUGUCCAUCGUGAGUUCGACAAUGUCAUCGGAGUGCAAUGCUAAAUCACUGGAAGACUCUUUUAAAAAAUGAAAACCCUGAUUAAUUAUCCUUAUGGUGCUCUUGCCUUUAACUUUGACUCUUAUCACAGUAAAUGCAUUAAAACAUUAAAAGCAUGCUAGUUUUGAGGCAUCUUCAGGCAUCAGGUACCACCCUCUAAUAGAGUGCUGUUUAGUAAACUGCUCCAACCAAUUCAAAGACCAGGUGAAAGCAUAAUGCACAGCCAAUUCACGUUAUGUUGUCUGAGUCACCGAAGAUUGUUUGCACCUGGUGCAUUGUAAAUGCUUGUGACCGUUAAAAAAAUGAAAACACAUCAUGACAAAACUCCUCAGCGUUUGCCAAAGCUUGAACUGAGUCUUUACGCCUCUCGUGCCAAGCAAGAACUGAAAUGUGUUGUGCUUCUUGUGUCAAAUGAAGAUGUUUCAUUUCAUGUGAUCAGAGGAUCAAACUUAAUUUAUUUAUACAUGUUAUUGUAUGUGAAAAUCCAACACUGUGCCGUCACUGUCACAGUGGACCACCCUCUCUCUAAAGAAGGCAACAGAACAAUUACAUUUAAGUGUUUUUUAUACUGUAUGUGUAUUUUCUCUCUGUGCUCAGGGACACGAGGUUGUGGUUCUUGUCACAUAAUGGCUUUGUGACACAGAGAGGUUCUUUAAAAUGAUGUUAGGUGUUUUUCUGAUUAUUGUAAUGUUUGGUUAAAUUAUAGAAAAUGUGUAGCUGCAAAUGUGUUGUGUUUUGUAAAAAUAAAUCAAAAAUUUUCCAU
Messenger RNA from Etheostoma cragini (Arkansas darter), 5070 nucleotides. It is a transcript of the gene tmtc2a, whose product is annotated as transmembrane O-mannosyltransferase targeting cadherins 2a. Gene Ontology annotation, molecular function: mannosyltransferase activity; protein binding. Gene Ontology annotation, biological process: protein O-linked glycosylation via mannose. The record is from RefSeq and is a predicted model, not a curated record. Bases 342 to 2918 code for a protein of 858 amino acids. The transcript has 12 exons. NCBI's taxonomy places the organism in Eukaryota, Metazoa, Chordata, Actinopteri, Perciformes, Percidae. Gene Ontology annotation, cellular component: endoplasmic reticulum membrane.